ACUCAUGGUUCCAUGUCAGCAUGCAUCUUAUUGUAGUACAGUAGUGUUCUGGGUCUCAUUGAUGGCAGCAUCAGGCAACAUCAGGCAGCAGGUCUGCGAUCUGCAGGGUCACCAUUUUCCCACAUUCACACAGAGCUCUGUGACCACCCCCUCCCAGUGGUCCAGCUGCUCCCCUGAGAUGCAGCUAUUGUUCCCCCCCCAAGCAUGAAGCAUGCCGCAUGGUGUUUUGUGUCAUCCAGCUCUCUGAUUGGCUGCCACUGUGAGAAAGUGCAGCCAGAGCCAGAGGCACACAUUCAUAUGGAGAUGUAGGACUAUAAAUAGGAGGCAUGAAGCCAGUAGAGAUCACAUUGUGGACAGCACACACAUCCAGCCAUGGCACCUACAAUCUCUACAAACUCUCAGCAGCAUGUGACACUCACACACAAGCUCAGAAAGCCUCUGGUGGAGAAGUUACGCCGAGAGAGAAUCAACAGCAGCAUCGAGCAGCUCAGGUCUCUCCUGGCUCCAGAGUUCCUCACGCAGCAGCCGGACUCCAAGCUGGAGAAAGCAGACAUCUUGGAAAUGACCGUCUGCUUCCUGAAACGACUCAAGUCUUUGGACGGCUUGGUUGUCCAUCAGGGUUACUCCAGUUGCGCUCGUGAGGUGGACGACUUUAUGUCGGAGGAGCGUGCGAGGAUGAACUUCCAGCAGCUUCAGUCUUCCUGUGAGGAGAAGCUGGGAGAGGAGGCCCUCUCUCCUCUGAGCUCUGCAGUUCACAGCAGCAUCACUAAGGAGGAGAGCAGCGCCCCCUGGAGGCCCUGGUAG
Doryrhamphus excisus (bluestripe pipefish) is the source of this 804-nucleotide messenger RNA. RefSeq names its product transcription factor HES-5-like. The record is from RefSeq and is a predicted model, not a curated record. Gene Ontology annotation, molecular function: protein dimerization activity. NCBI's taxonomy places the organism in Eukaryota, Metazoa, Chordata, Actinopteri, Syngnathiformes, Syngnathidae.